Ascochyta rabiei is the source of this 2613-nucleotide messenger RNA. RefSeq lists its product as uncharacterized. The record is from RefSeq and is a predicted model, not a curated record. The transcript is spliced from 2 exons. Lineage: Eukaryota; Fungi; Ascomycota; Dothideomycetes; Pleosporales; Didymellaceae. The coding region runs from base 1 to 2613 and encodes 870 amino acids. Gene Ontology annotation, molecular function: protein binding.
AUGAAACCACAGCACCGCAAGAACGACACAACAUCUACUACUUCGUCUAUUGACUCUCGAGAAAGCGAUGCGUUCUCCCUGCACAGCAACCAUUCUUCGGAAACCAGCGUUGAAGAGGUCAAUUCCCAUAUGGCUCCCAAGAAUAUGGACGCAUAUCCAGCAAUCGAUGCUGAUUACGGUCCUCCACCAGCGAUACCACCGCGACGAUAUGCACCGUGUGUUGCGAAACAAGAUGCCGCAUUCCAGCCUACCUGCACGCUUCGACCUACACGCUGUGCCACGAACGACAUUGCCCAUCACCCCACCGCUAGCCGCAAGAUGUCGAGUUUGAGCCGCCACCGGAAGAGUCUCGAUUCGCACCCGAGUAUGGGCGCCAUCAGUCAAUCGCCAAGCCGCUCUGAAUCGAACAAGUCAGAUCGUGGGCGGAGCACAAGCCCAACACUGAGUGAGGCGGAGGGCGAGCUUGAAAGAUCACUCGAUUACCUCGCAGACGAUGCUUUCUUAGGCAGGCUGGCGGACAACGACCUGCAGCACCUGACCCCUCACCAGAACAGCCUUGCAGAGCCAUGGAAAAAGCACAUGACUAAGCUGUCAGCCGAACCUGCUCCGUUGUUACCGAGAAGAUCAAGCAAGCGACAAUCUGUCAUCAACGUGGAGUUGUUCAGACUAUCUCGAGUACCGAAUGAUCAUAUCGCGUCCCAAAUCGCAAGAGGACGUUCUCUCAAAAGGGACCAGGGACUGACUAUUACCAUCUCUCCAGCCAGCCAUGGAAUAACUGGAAAGCCUGUGCUGCCGCCGCUCCAGCUUUCUGCUAAGCAAGAGCCUCGAAUUAUCAGUCCGAGCGAUGCCGAGAAGGUGCUUUACAAGAUCUUACAAAGUCUGGAUGGGCUUGAUGAACUGUUUGCGACAGCUGUUGUCAGCAGUGGACUCUACCGCGUAUUCAAACGUCAUGAGCUCGAGCUUAUCAAGUCUGUCCUCCAUAAUUCAUCAGCACCUGCGUGGGAGUUCAGGGAGACUGCUUUCCCUGGACACGACCUGCUACACGAUGAGGACCUUGAGAUGACGCGGCCAUUCGAAGAGUACACACCUACCAGUUAUCUCCAUCUCCAGAAAUGUGAUGAGCAGAUUCUGCGGAAGAUCAAGACGAUGAUCAAGGAGAAGUGCCAGUCAUUUGUGCGGCCUGAAAUCUCUGCUGCGCUUGUCGACGAAAAGUCGCCCAACUCCUCAAGAGUGAACGAUGCUUUGUGGCGCAUUUGGUCAUUCUGCAAGAUCUUUGGGUCUGGAAGAGGACGUGAAGACGAUAUCGUGGCUCAGCAAGACUGGCUCAAGGGGGGUGCACAGGUCCACCAACAAGCAUGCACCUUCAGUCUCGUGAGCACAGACUUCAUGAAUGAUACUCUGAUCAGCGCGCCGGAUUGCUUUGCGAAGGGCAACGAGGGCGGCUUAACAGCAGAGCAGUUGUUUGACAUGAUGGAGCUCUGGAACUGCUUGGGUGUUUUGCUGCAGGGAUUCCGAAGUCGUACUGCUGAUGCGCGGAAGUUUGGCAUUUACGAUCAUACCGAGAUUCGAGGAGGUGACAUCGAUGGAGAGGAGAUGAUGCUGGACGAAUGGUGUCACCACCUUCUCAGCUUCGGCCUCUCCACCGUGCUAGUGCUUGCCCGCCCCUGUGAUGAAAACAACGCGAUCGCAUUCGAGUUAGCUCACGAGAGGAGCUUGACUAGCUGGAAGCCUCCUGUUGGUGGUAGCAGUCGAAGGAGUUUCUUGAAAGAGGCAGCUUCGCGUGUCUACGAAGAUAGACUUGCGCAUGUCUAUGCGGAAAGCUCGACACGCGAGCUCCAGCGCCUAAUGUCGAAGCAACGCGUAAAGAAAUACAUUCACGAGCUCAAGACUCGCAAAGGACCAAUAAUUCGCCAGAGUCAGGAUCGACCCAUGAGCGAGUGGGAGAGCGUAAUGAGCAGCUUGAUCCGGCAGCACCCUUCUCUGCCGACUACGAACAAUAUUUCCUCACACGUUCCUUCGUUUCGGCCUACCUCUACCAUCGCACAGGAAAUCUCAACUCACAUAGCCGAACUUCCUGCAGCAGUCCCUGCAGUACCUCCCACCGCAAGGGCCCUUCUUCCGCCACUGAUAACCCAGUCGCCGCCACGACGAACCGUAGCCCAACCUCUGCUUCCCUCUCCUCCAUCCUCCACGAUCUCCGGCCCGCGCGAUCGAAGCAGCAUAGCAACAACCAUGGCCUCGAUCAUCGAGUACCCAGAUUUCCGCACCCAAGAUCCCGUUCCGCAGAUACCGUUCCCGAACCACCCGGCCUUCCGCGCCCAGCGACCACACGUCACCAGGAAAGAAACCGACAUCAGCCCCAGCUCGCGUGACUCGAGCGAGAGUGACCGUAGCGCGGUACUCGCUCACCACCCAGUGUUCCAGCAGCAUCAGGCACAAGCCGAUAUCUUCGACAGCCCGGCCCACGAGCACACGGCCGAGAAGGCCAUCUACCGGAUCGUGGAGAUGGGAUUCACUGCCGAGCAAGCGAGGGAGGCUUUGCGCGUCACAGACUUGGGCGAUGGGUUGAGGGUUGAUCGUGCUGUUGAGUUGCUAUUGAGUCGACAGAUGUAA